Messenger RNA from Adineta steineri, 1131 nucleotides. The record is from the annotation of a GenBank genome assembly. Lineage: Eukaryota; Metazoa; Rotifera; Eurotatoria; Adinetida; Adinetidae.
AUGAUACCCUAUGCUGAUCGUUUUAAAAUACCACAACAAUCAGAUAUUAAGAAAGCUUUAGGAACAUUUGAUGAUAAUUCAUUAAAUACGAUUUUUACUGAACGUUUUUACGAAACAUUCGAUAGUCUACCAUUUCCAAAGAAACCAUGGGAUUGGCUUGCACAAUAUGUUGAAAAAGGACAAACUUAUGCACAGCAUCUUCAACUAUCUCGAACUCUUCAUACAUCAGCCUCUUCGCAUCGAAAUACAAUUUAUCUAACAAUAUUUGGACAAAUUGAUAAAACAAUAUUCGAUCUAGAUAGUUUAAUUGAUUAUACUCAACGUUUUUUUCAAAUACCAGUUAAAUUAAUUAAUCCAUUUAUAGAUGUUCAAUGGAAUAAUGAAACAAAUCAAUGGACAUGUAUAUUAAAUUUAUCGAAUGGUAAAAAUCGUAGUUUCAAACUUCAAACACGUUAUAAUGAAAAAAAUAAUCAUUCACAAAUAUCUGUUAGAAAAAUCUUAGAUCUAUUAACAAAAGUUGUACCAAUGGAUGCUCGAUGUCUUGUUGCAUUAACAAUGUAUGAUCUUUAUGAUGAUGAUACCGAUUUAUUUAUUGCUGGUUUAGCUCGAGGAAAUAAUCGUGUUGCAGCAUUUUCACUCUAUCGUUAUGAUCCAUAUUUGAUAUUUAAUGAAUCAAAUUGGUUUGAUUGUAAAAUGAAAGUUGUAUCAGAAUUAGAAAAAGAAAUUGAAGAACGACGAAAUUUAUUAUUAUUAAGAACUUGUCGUUUAUUAACACAUGAAGUAUGUCAUUUAUUUGGUAUUGAACAUUGUAUUUAUUAUUCUUGUUUAAUGAAUGGAAGUGGACAUUUAGAUGAAGAUUUUACUCAACCAUUACUUGAAUGUCCAAUUGAUUUACGAAAACUUCAUAUAUUUCUUAAAUUUAAUAUUAAUAAAAGAUAUGAAGAAUUAUUAGAAUUUUUUCAAAUACACAAUUUUUAUGAUGAAAUUAAAAUGACGAAGAAAAAACUCGAUGUUAUAAAUCAACCACCACAAGGAAUGAAUUCUUCUGCAAAGAGAAAACGUCUUUGUAAUGUUACGACAAAUGAUGAAGAUGUAUCACAAUCAUUUACAAAACAUUUCAAAGAUGAAUAG